AUAGGAACGUACAAUGCGGCGCCUUGUUUCCUUUAGGAAGCAAUUUCCAGGCGGACGCGGCGGCGUUUCCAACAUGGACGCCAGCAUGGGCUUGUGUUUCGAGGAUUCGGAUUUUGCGGAACCGAGAUCCCGCCUGAAGGGAACAGAAGAAGCGUAUGUUGCCAAGCGGUGUGAGCAGCAGUGGUUUACGGAAGAAGUGAAUAGUGAAGAUUCCGUUGAGAUUCUCACCGUGCUGAAGUUCAGAGCAGAUUUGGCCUACAAGCUGAAAGACUUUGAGAAAGCUUUUGGGCAUUACUGCAGUUGUUUCCUGCUGUUACCACCUACCAACACUGCGAUGAGAAGAGAUGUCCAGGAAAGCCAGGCACGCUGUUUAGUUAACAUGGGACGAUAUACAGAAGCUUUGGAGAUAGCUGAGACUCUGAUGAAUGGCGUAUUUAACACUGAUCACUUGACGUGUACCCUCAAUCUACAAGUCACCAUAUUGGAUCAUCUGGGGAACCUACCAAAAGCCAUCUCCUGUUUGCAGCAGCUGAUCUCUUUACACCCAUUUAAUCCAUGGAUUUGGAAGAGACUGGCUGAAUUCUAUGCAAGGGCCCAUCUAGCUGCCUCCAAUCAGGCGACAGGAUCAGUGGAGAGAAACCAAUCCGAUUUGCAUCUAGAAAGUAUACUGACCAAUAAUGCCACGUCGGGGGAGGGAAAGGAACGAGGAAGGCAAAGGGACUUAAAUCUGUUUUUCAGAAGUAAAGAAAUCUCUCACUGCUGUAGCCAGGCAGGAAGAGGCAUAAAUAGAACUGAUAUGGAUUUUUGCAGGCUUUCCUUGUUGGAAGUUGGCACCAAAACUGAUCUGUUGAUGUGCUCGUGUGCGUCUUUCAUCCGAGCAAGGCUUCUCUUCCAGCUUGUGCAGCCUCAGCAGGCCUCCUUUGUGCUGGAUCGGAAUCUAAAGGCCCAAGAAGAAAUCAAAGAGCAGCUGAGAGUUUUCAGGCUGAAGGACACAAUGGAAAGUCUAAUGGCAGAGGUGAUGGGAGAAGAUCUAUUGCCAGAAUAUAUAAGAGACGAAGGGGUCGCCGACACAAAAAGCACUCUGGCGCUGUCAGCAUUCAAAAUGCCCUCGGAUUCUGAGUUUAAAGACAAGUGGUUCCAGAAAAUUCUCUCACUGCACUCUUGCUAGAGGCCUACUAAUGGGCUCGUAAUGCAAGGGGAAUUUAUAAGCAGCUGUUGCUCGAGGGGAAUUUUAGGCUGAUCACCAUCAAAGUGCAGUUGGUGGGACAGACACCUAAAGGCAGCUUUAGUUCCCACUGGACUUUGCGCAAUUUAUAACCAGGGCCGCGUUUGCCAUUUGCCACCACCACGAAAACUUCCUGGCCAAAUCCAGUGAUGGAGGAGGAGGUAUCUGGUUGAUCCACAUGGACGAAAAUGGCGUAAUACGUACUAGCAAGUACCUGUGGACCUAAAUACAGUGCUGUAAAUGAUUUUGUGUAAAUAUGAAUUGUGUUAUUGUUCAGUGUCAUUAAAUUUACAUUUUUUUUU
Molecule: messenger RNA, 1527 nt
Organism: Xenopus tropicalis (tropical clawed frog)
Lineage: Eukaryota; Metazoa; Chordata; Amphibia; Anura; Pipidae
Gene: c7h8orf76
Product: chromosome 7 C8orf76 homolog
Source: RefSeq, marked provisional